AUGGCAGACGAUCCUUGUAAAGUAUAUGUGGGUGGAGUCCCCACAAACGUAACCGAAGCGGAAAUAGAGGACAACUUCAAGAAGUUCGGCAGAGUUACAGACGUGGUCGACACCAAAAAGGGUUUCUUUUUCGUCACGUUUAACAGCCCUGAUGCCGCAAAGCUUGCCCUUAUGGGGGAUGUCACAUUUGAUGGUCGCAGAUGCAAGGUAGAGAUUGCAAGACCUAAGAAGCCAGAGUAUACAGAUAGGGACAAGUUUUCUCGCCCGGAAAGAGUUCCAUUCAAAAGAGAUUAUCCCGAUCGUCGCCCGUUCUCUUCUCGCGAACAAGGAGAUCCUUAUCGCCCUAUGCGUGACGAGCAUUACUCCCGUCCGGGGCCCAGAGAUGUCCGCCCACAAAGGUCCGCUGAAUACGAUUACCCUCAGUGCUCCUUCAAUUUUGCUGUACGGAACCUCCCUCCGUCGCUUUUGGCUAUCUCUCCAUUCAAGCAGUUCGUUCUCGACAACUAUGGAGCCACGGAUUACACCAUAGUGUCGUCCGAGGUCGACGUCGGAUAUUUUGGCUCCAACUCGAAGGAAACAGAGGACAGGGUCAAUGAGAAGAGCUCAAUUAACUAUGAUGGGUGCAGAUUAGUGAUAGAGCCGUACAAGCGUGGGCCCGGAAGGAUUGCGCAUCGACAGGCUAGGUCGGAUCACUUUAGUCGUCCACAAUGGGUAGGAAAAUCAACCGAAGAUGAGUACGAUUUUCCAAUAAACGUUCAAGAGUCUAGAUCGAACGACAACGACUAUGCUUACAACCCUUCUGCGGAGCAGAUGCAGGAAUGA
Messenger RNA from Giardia duodenalis, 822 nucleotides. RefSeq names its product putative RNA binding protein. The transcript has a single exon. The record is from RefSeq and is a predicted model, not a curated record. Gene Ontology annotation, molecular function: RNA binding. Lineage: Eukaryota; Fornicata; Diplomonadida; Hexamitidae. Gene Ontology annotation, biological process: positive regulation of mRNA splicing, via spliceosome. Bases 1 to 822 code for a protein of 273 amino acids. Gene Ontology annotation, cellular component: spliceosomal complex.